Messenger RNA from Culex quinquefasciatus (southern house mosquito), 1849 nucleotides. RefSeq names its product odorant receptor Or2. The transcript is spliced from 4 exons. The record is from RefSeq and is a predicted model, not a curated record. NCBI's taxonomy places the organism in Eukaryota, Metazoa, Arthropoda, Insecta, Diptera, Culicidae. Bases 571 to 1206 code for a protein of 211 amino acids. Gene Ontology annotation, cellular component: plasma membrane. Gene Ontology annotation, biological process: sensory perception of smell; detection of chemical stimulus involved in sensory perception of smell. Gene Ontology annotation, molecular function: olfactory receptor activity; odorant binding.
GCUGGUAGUUCAAAUCCUCCAAGCUCUGGGCUUCACCAGUGAAAAUGGUGACCGAGUUGCGCGAGCCAAAGCCUUUGUCGCCGUCACGGUGUUGUGGGUCAUCCUGCCCGGACUGGUGUACGUUGUCCGCCAGCACAGUUCAAAUUUCGGCGCAGCCAUGAAGUCAUUCGAAGAAGUUGUCCUGAUCGCGAAAGUUGUUCUCCACGCGUCGAAAACGAUUCGUAACCGAGUUGAGUUGGAGCAAAUUUACAAAGAUUUGGAGGAGGCGCUAGGGAGGACUUGUGAUAAAUUGAACGGGGAAAUUCAGAGAAAGAUGGCCGUGUUGGAACGAAGACUGAAUUUUAUGUUGAAUGUAUAUUUAAGAUUUGAGAUGUUUGCUAUCGUUGGAUAUUGCCUGCUGCCUCCAACGGUUUUCAUAAUUCGCUAUUUGAUUGAAACAGAUCAACUUCUUGAUUUUCCAAAUACAUCCUUUGAAGCAGAGUAUGUGAUAAAUUUCCCAAUUCUUCUAAUAAUUAUUUUUUUAAACAAAUUUUCAGUUUCUACUUUUUUGACUAUAAGUCAUCGUUGGCGAUGUGGUUGGGCACAAGCUUCAUCACUACAAUAGUUGGUGCCAUAGUCAUCAUAUCUGGGGCAGCUUUGGAUUGCUUCAGUUGGGGGUUGCUGUAUCGAAUUUCGGAACUGUUUCAAAUUGUUGCGAUGAGAAUUCGCUGUUUGGAUGAAUUCAAAGAAACCGAAAAAUUUCACGUUGAACUAACAAAUCUAAUUGAUGUGCAGGAACUUGCCAACCGGAGUGCCAGGAAAAUGGAGAAUUUUCUUAGCGAAUUGGUGUUAUAUCUCUUUGGAGUUUGCAUUUGUGUGUUGUGUGCGAUUAUGUUGGUUCUGUCGAUGUCCAAUGUAGAUCACCAACUGCUGUUGAGCAUGGGUAUUGCGCUAUGGUACGUCUUGUUUCAACUAUUUUCCUACUCAAUGCUAGGAACAGCACUUAUAACUGCGAGCACUUCAGUGGCAGAAGCUAUUUAUGAAACCAAGUGGUACGAGCGAAUCAAUUCUGAGCAACGAAACAUCCUUUUUGUCUUAAUGAGAUCUCAGAAAAUGGUACCGCUAACUGUGGGAAAAUCUUUGACCGUGCAUCGAGCGACAUUUGGAGCGGUACUGAGAUCCGCAUUUUCGUAUUACUCAGUACUGAGACAGUUGUAUAAUGAAUAAAAUUAAAAAAUAACGUAAGCGUCAACUGAGCUGAAUUAAUCCACAUUAAAUGAAUAAGAACAGCUGCUCUGCCCAUCUUAGAAAAAAUGAAUAUUAUUAACUUUUGGCAAAAUCGAGAUUCUGCUUUCAGAUUGUAGAAGAUGGAACGCAUCUUCCGAAACUUGAUUUUCACUAAAAUAUUGUUCAGAUUUGGCUGCAAAUGCUAAACACCAAAGACUAAGAUCCCAUUCCCUUUUGAAAUUGGCAUGUAUUUAAGUAUAUUUUCAAACUUCAAAUUUAUUGCAGUUGAAAUUGAAAAAUAACUGUAAAAUGUGUUCCAUGAUUGAAACGUAUAACCAUGUUAAAUGUCGUUACUUACGAUUUUUCUAUUUAAUGAAAAAUAGAGUACCUUACAGUGAAGCCAUUAAAAAUUUUGAAGGAAAAUGUAUCGCUCCUCCAUAAUGUUUUGUAUUGAAUUCAAUUCAACAAAUUUUUGCAUCAUAAUGAAUGCUAAAAAAGUGCAAAAUUGGAAUAAUCUUUUUUUCUGAUUAGGCUAAUUUUUGUGGAGCUCUUGAUAACAUUAAAACAAACAAGAAUCAUCCUAAUCUUUUUCGUACCAGCCAAGGCUUAACAUUUUUUGCGAAAAUUGUUAAAACCCUCUACA